Molecule: messenger RNA, 7717 nt
Organism: Carya illinoinensis
Lineage: Eukaryota; Viridiplantae; Streptophyta; Magnoliopsida; Fagales; Juglandaceae
Product: mediator of RNA polymerase II transcription subunit 12-like
Exons: 14
Coding region: 534-7349 (2271 amino acids)
Biological process (GO): regulation of transcription by RNA polymerase II
Cellular component (GO): mediator complex
Molecular function (GO): transcription coregulator activity
Source: RefSeq, a predicted model, not a curated record
UAAUCGCAGGAAGCAACAGAGGCAUCAUCGUCAGCAGAAGCAGCAAGAACAAAAGCUUAAAGAGUCAAAGCCCUCAACGCCCACGAAACCCUUCUUCUCCUUCGCAUCUCUAUCUCUAUCUCUAUCUCUCUUUAGAAUUUCCAUUCCGCUCUCGCCGAAUCCCGAAUCCCUCAAAGUUUGGACCCCUCGAAUCGUUAGUUUUGGUUUUUAUUUGACUUUCCCCUUUCUACGGAGAUUUUUCCAUCAAAACCCUAGCUUGAUUUUCCGCCUGGGAACCCAAUCCCUGGCCCUGGCUUUAGCUCGGGAUUCGUCUUCGAGUAGAGGAAUUGGAAUUCGUUCAAAACCCUAGCUUUGGUUUGUGGUUGAAUCAUGACUUGGUCAUAAAGAUUCAGUGCUUAAUCUGGAUGGAAUUUUGAAAUUUCAACUUACAUUCUGCAGCUUUUUGAUAGGAGCUCAUUAACACAUCGACUGAUGCUAGAGUUUCUAAUAGCGGCUUGAUGCUGGGAGCAGUAUGCCGGUUGUAGUUGGGAGAAAUGCAAAGGUAUCAUCCUGCUGGCUGCACUAGUGCAGUUAAUAACAGUGCAAUAGGUGGGCCAUCAGCUAGGGAUACUGCCCGAGCUGAUUCUUCUUCAUUGUCAGCUAACUAUGGCCUGAACUCUAGGCGACAGUCUCAACUAACUCCAUACAAGUUGAAGUGUGAUAAAGAACAUUUAAAUUCCCGACUUGGGCCACCUGACUUUCACCCCCAAGCUACAAAUUGUCCUGAGGAGACACUUACCAGAGAGUAUGUCCAAAGUGGUUACAGGGAGACUAUUGAAGGAAUUGAGGAAGCUAGAGAGAUUUCAUUGACUCAGGUUCAAGCUUUCACUAAGCCUGUGGUUGUCAAGUGCAAAGAGGCAAUUAGAAAACGUUUCAGGGCCAUCAAUGAAUCUCGUGCUCAAAAGCGAAAGGCUGGUCAGGUUUAUGAUGUGCCACUUUCUGGUUCACAAUUAACUAAACCUGGCAUCUUUCCUGAACAAAGAGCAUGUGGUGAAGACUUCCGGAAGAAAUGGAUUGAGGGUCUAUCACAACCACACAAACGGUUACGUUUUUUGGCUGAUCAUGUUCCUCAUGGAUUUAGGAAGAAAUCUCUCUUUGAGAUUCUAAUUAGGAAUAAUGUUCCAUUAUUGAGAGCAACUUGGUUUAUCAAAGUAACUUAUCUUAAUCAGGUUCGACCUAGUUCUGCAAGUAUCUCUUCAGGGGCUCCUGAAAAAACUCAGUUGUCUCGCACCGAACUCUGGACAAAAGAUGUCAUUGAUUAUAUGCAAUAUCUCUUGGAUGAGUUUUUCUCAAGAAACAAUUUUCAUUCUAUUCCACAUGGCAGAGAUCGGUCAACACAAGUGCCUUAUGCUGGGUCAUUACAGCAUAGGAAUGAUCCAUCAUCAACAGUCCUUGAUGGUGAGGAGCCUUCCCUGCAUUUCAAAUGGUGGUACAUGGCACGUCUCUUGCAAUGGCACCAUGCGGAAGGGCUACUUCUUCCUUCUCUUAUCAUUGAUUGGGUUCUGAAUCAACUACAGGAAAAGGAUUUUCUCGAGAUUUUGCAGUUUCUGUUGCCUAUUAUAUAUGGUGUUUUAGAAACUGUUGUUCUAUCUCAAACAUAUGUACGGAGUCUCGCUGGGGUAGCUAUUCGUUUCAUUCGUGAACCUUCUCCUGGUGGAUCAGAUCUAGUAGAUAAUUCGCGGAAGGCAUAUACAACUUCUGCACUGGUUGAGAUGCUUCGGUAUUUAAUACUGGCUGUACCUGAUACAUUUGUUGCAUUGGACUGCUUUCCCUUACCACCCUAUGUAGUAUCCCAUGCAGUAAAUGAUGGGAAUUUCAUAUCGAAGGUUUCUGGGGAUGCAGAAAAGAAAAAAAAUGGUUCUGCAGAAGUUGCUUCAUUGUUCAAAAGUAAAGCUAUAGAUGCUCAAUAUCAAUCCUUGGCCUUUGAUCAUGUUGUUUCCUCUAUUCGGAAACGUGCCAAUAAUCUUGCAACAGCUGCAAGGCCUGGCUAUCCAGGGCAUAGUCUGGCUAAAGCUGUACAGUCCUUGGAUAAAUCUCUUGUGCAUGGAGAUGUCAGAGGAGCUUGUAAAUUUCUCUUUGAAGAUCAUUGUGAUGGUGCCAUUGCUGAAGGUUGGAUUGCAGAAGUAAGCCAAUGCCUAAGGUCAUCAUUGAAGUGGAUUGGGACUGUGAAUUUAUCAUUUGUUUGUUCUGUGUUUUUCCUUUGUGAGUGGGCAACAUGUGAUUACAGGGAUUUUCGGACUGUCCCACCUGAUAACCUUAAGUUUUCAGGCAGAAAAGAUUUUUGUGAAGUAUAUAUUGCUAUUCGAAUUUUAAAGCUGAAGGUAAAAGAUUUGCAAAGUUCAUCUCGAGGCAAGAGUGGGAACGCCCUUGGAAUUAGUGGCAUUGGAAAAGGUUCCUCUCAGCAAAACUCUGGCUGGACACCUGUGGGAAAUGUAUUCGAAAUUAAUGACAAUUUGAGGAGGGUGGAUCGAAGUUUUGUAAAGUCAGAUAUAUUUGAGAGCCCUGGUCCCUUACAUGAUAUCAUAGUCUGCUGGAUUGAUCAGCAUGAAGUAAGCAAUGGAGAAGGUUGCAAACGCCUUCAUCUACUUUUUGUGGAACUCGUCCGUGCUGGCAUAUUUUACCCCCAGGCAUAUGUGAGACAGCUGAUAGUAAGUGGAAUAUUGGAAACGAAUGGACCUGUGGUUGACCUCGACAGAAGGAAGAGACAUUAUCGAAUAUUGAAGCAGUUGCCUGGGCUCUUUAUGUGUGAUGCUUUGGAGGAAGCAAGGAUUGCUGAAAGACCAAAACUUUUGGAGGCCAUGCAUAUUUACUCAAAUGAGCGCCGCCUUGUACUUCGUGGAUUGUUUUGCGAGCAAUGGAAAAACUCAAAACCAGCAAAUAUAUCAGCUCAGAAGCCCAUCCAUGGGAAGGAUGGUGCUUCCUUAGCUCCCGUUGAACACUGGAAAGCUUCUCAAUCAUCAUCUAAUGUACUAGCUGCUAAAAAUUCUAAAAAUGAUUUUGAUGUUGAGGAGCUGAAGAUGGCCAUCUCAGUACUGCUCCAUUUUCCAAACAAUUCAUCUUUAUCCAUGGAUAUAGGACUUGAUGAAUCUCAAGGGAGUGUCAAGAGGGAUUUUGGGUCAAUCAUCAACAAGAUGGAUCUGUUGGAAGGUACACCUGGGUGUGAAGAAUGUAGAAGGGCAAAGAGACAAAAAUUAAAUGAGGAAAGGAGCCCAUACCUUCAAGUACAUUCACCUAUUCCAUCAGACGAUGAAGAUACAUGGUGGGUGAGGAAGGGGCCUAAAUCUUUGGAGUCCUUCAAAGUUGAAGCUCCACUUAAGUCAACCAAGCAAGUCCCCAGGAGUCGGCAGAAGACUGUGCGUAAAACUCAAAGUCUUGCUCAGUUAGCAUAUUCUAGAAUUGAGGGUAGUCAGGGAGCAUCUACAAGUCACGUAUGUGAUGGUAGGAUAAGCUGUCCUCACCAUAAAUCUGGAAUGGAAGGAGAGACUCCUAAGUCAGCUGAUGGGAUCAAAACAAACCAUUGCGGAGACAUUGUUACCAUUGGAAAGGCUUUAAAGAAGCUGCAUUUUGGAGAAAAGAGGACAAUUACAGUUUGGUUGAUGACUGUUGUUAGGCAGCUUAUUGAAGAGACAGAAAAGACUGUGGUCAAGGUUGGCCAGUUUGGUAGGCCUUUCACUCCUGUUGAUGAUAGGAGCUCUAUACAGUGGAAGUUUGGAGAGGAUGAACUGUCUGCUAUACUGUAUUUGAUGGAUCUAACAAAUGAUUUAGUUCCAGCGGUCAAAUUUCUGCUUUGGUUGUAUCCAAAGGUUCUCAGUAGCUCAAAUUUUACAAUCCAUGCUGGGAGAAAUGUUUUGAUGCUGCCAAGGAAUGCGGACAACCAAGUUUGUGAAGUAGGGGAGGCAUUUCUUUUGUCAUCCCUUCGAAGGUAUGAGAACAUACUUGUUGCGAUAGAUCUUAUUCCUCAAGCUUUGUCGGCCACAAUGCAUCGUGCUGCAGCUGUUAUGGCCUCAAUUGGAAGAGUUUCUGGUUCAACAGCCCUAGUUUAUGCUCGAUACCUUUUGAAGAAAUAUGGCAAUGUGGGUAGUGUCAUUGAAUGGGAGAAGAGUUUCAAGGCUACAUGUGAUAAGAGACUUCUUUCUGAACUGGAAUCUGGACGCUCAGUAGAUGGAGAGUCGGGGUUUCCACUUGGAGUUCCUGCAGGAGUUGAGGAUCUUGAUGAAUAUUUCCGUCAAAAGAUAGGUGGUGGUCGGUCAUCAAGAGUGGGUAUGAACAUGAGAGAUAUAGUGCAACGACAUAUUGAUGACACUUGUAACUAUUUCCUUGGUAAAGAGAGAAAGCCUUUUGCUGCUGGUCCACCAAAAGGUCCUGUUUUUGACAAAUGGGAUGAUGGAUAUCAGGUCGCUCAGCUAAUAAUUACAGGAAUAAUGGACUGCUUUAGGCAGACUGGUGGUGCCGCUCAAGAAGGGGACCCCUCAUUAGUGUCUUCUGCUGUUUCUGCCAUCGUUAGUAAUAUUGGACCAACUAUAGUGAAAAUGCCUGAUUUUUCAGGAAGUAAUAAUACAAACAUUUCAUCUGCUGCAGGUUCAUUGAAUUUUUCUAGACACAUUUUGCGUAUCCAUAUAACUUGCCUAUGCCUGCUAAAGGAAGCUCUUGGAGAGCGCCAAAGCCGUGUAUUUGAGAUAGCUCUUGCAACAGAAGCUUCUUCUGCCCUGGCUGGAGUUUUUUCUCCUGUAAAGGCAUCUCGCAAUCAGUUUCAGUUGUCUCCUGAAGCUCAUGAAUCUAAUGCAAACAUGUCAAAUGAAAGUUUGAGCAGUUCUACAAAACUAGUGCUCAGCAGAUCAACAAAAAUUGCAACUGCUGUGUCUGCCCUUGUGAUUGGGGCGGUUAUUCAUGGGGCUACUAGCCUGGAGAGAAUUGUAACUGUCUUCCGCUUGAAGGAAGGAUUGGAUGUAAUUCAAUUUGUGGGGAAGACAAGAUCCAAUUCAAAUGGUAAUGCCCGUUCAAUUGGGGUUCCGAGGGCGGAUAACCCUGUUGAAGUUUAUGUGCAUUGGUUUAGAUUGCUUGUGGGGAAUUGCAGAACUGUCUGUGAUGGACUGAUUGUAGAACUCUUGGGUAAACCAUACAUAGUGGCACUUUCAAGGAUGCAGCGCAUGCUGCCUCUUAGCUUAGUCUUUCCACCCGCCUAUUCAAUAUUUGCCUACCUUAUGUGGCGGCCAUUCAUUGUGAACUCAAAUCUGGCAACUCGCGAAGACAUCAACCAAUUAUAUCAAUCUUUAACAAUGGCAAUGGUUGAUGCUAUAAAACACUUGCCUUUUCGAGAUGUAUGCUUGAGAGACAGUCGGGGUUUCUAUGAUCUUGUAGCUGCAGAUGGUAGUGAUGCUGAAUUUGCUACCAUGCUAGAGUUGACUGUUUCAGAUAACCAUUUAAAAUCCACGGCCUUUGUUCCUCUCCGAGCCAGGAUUUUUCUAAAUGCCAUCAUUGACUGUAAAAUGCCUCAAUCACUAUCUGCACUAGAAGAUGGGAAUCGGAUUUCCGGACAUGGUGAAUCUAGAGUUCAAUAUUUGGAGAGUGAAACAAAACUUCUAGAUAAGCUUGUACAUGUCUUGGAUACCCUGCAACCUGCAAAAUUUCAUUGGCAAUGGGUGGAGCUCAGGCUUCUUUUGAAUGAACAAUCCCUCAUUGAAAAAAUUGAAAACCAUGAUAUGUCCUUUGUGGAUGCUUUACGGUCCUCAUCUCCUACUCCUGAAAAAGCUGCUGCUUCUGAGAAUGAGAACAACUUUAUUGUCAUCAUCCUCACAAGGUUACUGGUCAGACCUGAUGCAGCACCCCUUUUCUCAGAGGUGGUUCAUCUUUUUGGACAGUCCCUGGAAGACUCAAUGCUGCUACAGGCUAAAUGGUUCCUUGGAGGCCAGGAUGUUCUUUUUGGUCGGAAGACGAUCAGACAGAGGCUUAUUAGUAUUGCUGAGAGUAAAGGUCUAUCAACAAAGCCCCAGUUUUGGAAGCCUUGGGGCUGGUGUAAUUCUGGAUCUCAUCCAUCACCAAAGAGGGGAGACAAGAAGUUCGAAGUCUCCUCUCUUGAGGAAGGAGAGGUUGUUGAAGAGGGAAUAGACUUGAAAAGGUAUGGAAAAGGGUCUACUCAAACAUUGGACACUGAAGGUUCCAAUGUCAACCUGCAGCAUGUUACGGAGCAGGCUCUCAUUGAAUUACUUCUUCCUUGCAUAGAUCAAAGCUCUGAUGAGUCGCGAAAUACCUUUGCAAGUGAUCUGAUCAAGCAGUUUAAUGGUAUUGAGCAACAAAUAAAUGCAGUAACUCGUGGGGCCAGCAAGCAGGCAGGAGCAAUACCUUCUGGAAUUGAAGGACCAGCAAACAAAGGAAAUAGUCGCAAGGUUAUGAGAGGUGGUAGUCCUGGAUUAGCUAGACGUCCUGCAGGCACAAUGGAUUCUGCUCCACCCUCCCCUGCAGCUUUGCGAGCUUCUAUGUCAUUGCGCUUGCAGUUACUCCUUAGAUUUCUUCCCAUCAUUUGUGGAGAUGGGGAACCAUCGGGCCGGAGUAUGAGGCACACACUCGCCUCAAUAAUACUUCGCCUCCUUGGAAAUCGAGUUGUGUAUGAAGAUGCAGACCUUUUAUUUUAUCCCAUGCAUAUUUAUUUUUCCAAGAGAGAGUUGGAGUCUCCUGUAGAAGCUUCUUUGGCGGCCUCUGUAGAUUUUUCUGGUGAAAGUCUCUUUGAUCGGUUAUUGUUGGUUUUGCAUGGGUUGUUGAGUAGUUGUCAGCCGAGUUGGCUGAGGUCAAAGCCUACCUCCAAGUCAAGCAGUGAAAUUACAAAGGAAUCUUCUGGACUUGAUCGUGAGGUAGCAGAGACUCUGCAGAAUGACUUAAAUCGGAUGCCACUGCCCGAAACAAUUCGGUUGCGAAUUCAAACUGCAAUGCCAAUUCUUCUUCCGUCUGUCCAUUGGUCCGUCUCUUGCCAGCCACCAUCUGUUCCAGGUGCUGCCCUUGCUUUGCUUCAGCCCAGCAUCUCCAUUACUGGGGUUCAUUCUUGCCCACCUCAAAGGAUUCCAGCUCCUUUGGCACGAACUGCAGCUAAUACGUCAGGGAAGUUCAAGCCAAUGCCCUUGCAGCUGGAUCACGAUAUGGAAAUUGAUCCAUGGACUCUCUUGGAAGAUGGUGCAGGAUCUGGGCCAUCUUCAAGCAACACGGCUGUGAUAGGCAGCGGUGACCAGGCUAAUCUUCGAGCAUCCAGCUGGCUUAAGGGGGCUGUAAGGGUGAGGCGGACAGACCUCACCUAUACUGGUGCCAUGGAUGAGGAUAGCUGAUAUUAGUUUACUUCAUUCUUGAUUUGAUCUGGAGUAAAUCGAUCCCUCAGCAGGUAAUUUAAGGUUCUAAAUAGGCAUAAUAGGCAGCGAGUUUACUGUUGCCUUUCUUGCUUUGAUGAUGAAGGAAACUGGUGAGGGGGAUAUUUUUUUGGGGUUUUGGGGUCCUUGUGACAGAAGUUUGAAGAAUGUUCUCAGGUAGCCCUAGUCUUGGGCGUGCCUGACUACUAACCCUUUAAUCACCCCCAUCCAGACUGCACCUCAGGUGCAGUUUGGGUGCUUCUUGUAUAUAUAGAGAUAUUGUUUCACUUUACCAAUUGAUCCGAGUAAAAUAUCUCAAGAAUGAUCCGAAGCUGUUCCACGCUCAUCAA